Messenger RNA from Chinchilla lanigera (long-tailed chinchilla), 1846 nucleotides. RefSeq names its product tRNA methyltransferase 11 homolog (S. cerevisiae) (gene Trmt11). The record is from RefSeq and is a predicted model, not a curated record. The transcript is spliced from 13 exons. Gene Ontology annotation, molecular function: nucleic acid binding. NCBI's taxonomy places the organism in Eukaryota, Metazoa, Chordata, Mammalia, Rodentia, Chinchillidae. The coding region runs from base 30 to 1421 and encodes 463 amino acids. Gene Ontology annotation, cellular component: cytoplasm. Gene Ontology annotation, biological process: methylation.
GCAGCGCAGGCGCGCAGAGGGCAGCUGCAAUGGCGCUAUCGUGCAACCUGAACAGGUAUCUGCUGCUCAUGGCGCAGGAGCACUUGGAAUUCCGCCUGCCGGAAAUAAAGUCUUUGCUUUCACUUUUUGGAGGUCAGUUCACUAGCAAUCAGGAAAGUUAUGAAAAGUCUCCAUUUUGGAUUCUUAGCCUUCCCUCUGAAGAUAUUGCAAGAAACUUAAUGAAGCGGACAGUGUGUGCCAAGUCUGUGUUUGAGCUAUGGGGUCACGGAAAAUCGACUGAGGAGCUGCACAGUUCUCUUAAAAGUUACCCCGUGGAGAAGAUGGUUCCAUUUCUGCAUCCAGACUCUACAUAUAAAAUAAAAAUCCACACCUUUAAUAAAACACUGACACAGGAAGAAAAAGUCAAACGCAUAGAUGCGCUUGAAUUUCUACCAUUUGAAGGAAAAGUGAACCUAAAGCAGCCACAGCAUAUAUUCUCUAUUUUGGAGGACUAUGGUUUGAACCCAAACUGCAUCCCUGAGAAGCCACACAAUAUUUAUUUUGGUAGAUGGAUCGCUGAUGGACAGAGAGAGCUGAUUCAGUCGUACAGUGUCAAGAAGAGACACUUCAUUGGGAAUACAAGCAUGGAUGCUGGCCUGUCCUUCAUAAUGGCCAACCAUGGGCAGGUGAAGGAGAAUGAUGUUGUCUUUGAUCCAUUCGUGGGAACAGGUGGCCUGCUGAUAGCGUCGGCUCACUUUGGCGCAUAUGUGUGUGGGACAGACAUCGACUACAACACAGUUCACGGCUUGGGAAAGGCUACUAGGAAAAACCAGAAAUGGAGAGGACCAGAUGAAAAUAUCAGGGCAAACCUUCGGCAGUAUGGCUUAGAAAAGUAUUACCUUGAUGUCCUGGUUUCAGAUGCAUCCAAACCUUCCUGGAGGAAGGGCAUGUAUUUUGAUGCAAUCAUCACGGAUCCUCCAUAUGGUAUCAGAGAAUCUACAAGAAGAUCAGGUUCACAGAAGGAAAUACCAAAGGGGAUAGAGAAAUGCCCAGAAAGCCACGUUCCAGUCUCCUUGAGUUACCACCUGAGCGAUAUGUUCUUCGACCUGUUAAACUUCGCAGCAGAGACCCUUGUAUUAGGUGGAAGACUCGUCUACUGGUUACCCGUGUAUACACCCGAGUAUGUAAUGUACACCGAGGAGAUGGUGCCCCGGCACCCUUGCCUGAGACUCGUUAGCAACUGUGAGCAGAAGCUUUCUAGUCACACAUCAAGGCGUCUGAUUACAAUGGAAAAGGUGAAGACAUUUGAGAACCGGGACCAGUAUUCACGUCUGCUCAGCGACCCUUUCCUCCCCUAUCAAGGUCACAAUUCCUUCCGUGAGAAGUAUUUCAGUGGUGUCACAAAAAGGAUUGCCAAGGAGGAAAGAUCCAACCAGGAGUGAAAAUGUAGACUUUGAUAAGAAAGAUUAUUUGACGGAAAAAGACAUCAGGUUAUAAACUUUCAUAUGUGAUCCAGAAAACAUGGACUCUUUCAAGAAUUUUUUUAAUAUAAAAAUGUACAAAGUAAAUUGAGCAAUUUUAAAAGCAUCUUUGUUCUAGAGACUUCUGUUGUAUGUGUUAUGAACUCUUUUGAACCUUAUUUAACUUAUAUUUGUACUUGCAAAUACUCAUGGAGGUUGACUCAACUGUUAUAUUUUUUACUAUUAAUUUACAAAGAAAAUGUUGUUGACUUUUAACAAGUAUCUGCCCCAUAAUGUUGUAGGCAGUAAAGAGUGGUUAAGAAUUUAUUCCUUUGUAAAUCUGCUUUGAUUUUUAUUUGUAACUGAUUUACGUGACCACCAAUAAACCUGAUGAUGAUUUUCUAAAA